Messenger RNA from Cyclopterus lumpus (lumpfish), 4272 nucleotides. It is a transcript of the gene ints4, whose product is annotated as integrator complex subunit 4. The record is from RefSeq and is a predicted model, not a curated record. Gene Ontology annotation, biological process: snRNA processing. Lineage: Eukaryota; Metazoa; Chordata; Actinopteri; Perciformes; Cyclopteridae. Bases 32 to 3013 code for a protein of 993 amino acids. The transcript is spliced from 24 exons. Gene Ontology annotation, cellular component: integrator complex.
GUAGCUACGGGAAGUAUAAAGGGACAAAUGUAUGUCGUUAACUGAAUGCCGAACAGAACUCUCGGCUAGUCAUUUUCCCCUGAACAUGGCUGCGCACUUGAAAAAGCGAGUUUAUGAGGAAUUUUCUCAAGUUGUCCAGAUUCCCCAGGAGGAAGCUCCAGCCAAGAAGCUGCGUUUGUCCAAACCCAGCAAGUCUGCGGCUUUGCAUAUUGACCUCUGCAAGGCCACCAACUCCACCGAUGCCCUGCAGUACCUGCUGCAGUUUGCGCGCAAGCCCGUUGAGGUGGAGAGCGUGGAGGGUGUGAUCAGGAUCCUGUUGGAGCACUACUACAAGGAGACGGAUAACUCGGUGAGGCUGAAGAUCGCCUCUCUAUUGGGCCUGCUGUCCAAAACUCAGGGCUUCAGACCCGACUGCAUUGUGGACGACGCCAUUAACACGCUCAAUAAUGAGAAGUCCCAUCAGGUCCUCGCCCAGCUGCUGGACACUCUGCUGGUCAUUGGCACGCAACUACCUGAGAGUCCUACAGUCAGACAGAGGCUCAUAGAGAUGGCCUGCAAGCACCUGUCUGAUUCGUAUUUCGGGGUGAGGAACAAGUGUCUGAAGCUCCUUGGAUGUCUCGGCACAGUAGACGCUCCGCUGACCAAAGACAACGAGGGACUAGGCACGUCGCUAGGAGGAGUGAGGGACGUCCAGAGUAUCAUCAGCGACUACUUUGGGGACCAGGACCCCAGAGUUCGCACUGCGGCCAUCAAAGCCAUGCUGCAGCUGCACGAGAGAGGAAUGAAGAUUCAUGAGAUCAUUUAUAACCAGGCCUGCAGGUUGCUGACAGAUGACUACGAGCAGGUCCGCUCGGCGGCGGUGCAGAUGGUGUGGGUGCUCAGUCAGCUGUACCCAGAAAGCAUUGUUCCCAUCCCGUCGUCCAACGAGGAGAUCCGACUUGUCGAUGAUGUGUUUGGAAAGAUCAGUCACAUGGUCAGUGACGGAUCCUGGAUGGUCCGGGUGCAGGCCGCCAAAACGCUGGGCUCGAUACUGCAGGUCAGCCCUCACUUUCUGGAGCAAACGUUGGAUAAGAAGCUGAUGUCGGAUCUCAGAAGGAAGCGCACAGCCCACGAACGGGCCAAGGAACUCUUCACGUCUGGAGAGUUCUCCUCUGGUAGGAAGUGGGCCGACGACGCCCCCAAGGAGAAACUGGACACAAACACCGUCUACCUCAUCGCCUCGGGGGCCUGCGGGGCCUUUGUUCACGGCCUGGAGGACGAGAUGUUUGAGGUCCGUAUUGCGGCAGUGGAGGCGUUGUCCCAGCUUGCUCGCUCGUCUCCCAGCUUCGCCGAAAAGUGUCUGGACUUCCUGGUCGACAUGUUCAACGACGAGAUCGAGGAAGUGAGGCUGCAGUCCAUCCACGUGCUGAGAGAAAUAUCCACCCACAUAACCCUCCGAGAGGACCAACUGGACACUGUGCUGGCUGUGUUGGAGGACUCGUCUCGUGACAUCAGAGAAGCCCUCCACGAGUUAAUCUGUUACACCAACGUCUCCACUAAAGAGUGCAUUCAGCUCGCUCUCCUGGAGCUGCUGAAGAACCUCAACAAGUAUCCCACUGACCGCAACUCCGUCUGGAAGUGUCUGAAGUUCCUGGGUUCCCGUCACCCAACGCUGGUGUUGCCGCUGGUUCCUGAGCUGCUCAGCACGCACCCGUACUUCGACACACCAGAGCCCGACAUGGACGAUCCAGCCUACAUCGCGGUGCUGGUGUUGGUGUUCAACGCUGCCAAGUCGUGUCCCACCAUGCCGGCGCUGUUCUCCGACCACACCUUCAGACACUACGCCUACCUGAGGGACAGUCUGUCUCACCUCGUACCGCCACUGAGAUUGCCAGGCAACGGUCUGGACUUGGUGGACUCGCGUUGUAGUUCGGGGUCUGUGGAAUCUGCUCAGCUCUUUCUACAACAGAGUCUGAACAGGGUCAGCACCAUCCAGAACCUGGAAGCACCCGGAGCCCAGGACCUGCUGAACUUCACGAUUCGAGACCUGAGGCGGCUGGGGGAGCUGCAGACAGAGCUCGCAGGAGCCGCUGAUUUCUGUGCUACAUACUUGCGCUGCCAGCUGCUGCUCAUGAAGGCUCUGCAGGAGAAGCUGUGGAACAUGGCUGUACCUCUCUGCCUCAAACAAAACGUCACGGCCACAGCGGCAGCUCAACAGAUCUUGGAGGAAACCUACAAGCUGGAGUUUCUGUACAGCGGCUUGGAGAGCAGACAGGUGGCCACCAUACAUCAUGUUCGCCUUCAGGCCAAAGCUCUGCAGCUCGUCCUCACUGCUCGCACCAGACAAGGGUUAGAUCCACUCAUCAGCAGCUGUGAGAAGUUUCUGCAGGACAUUGAGUCUUUUCAGAGGCUGUUUCUGGCCGAGCUGCCCCACCUGCAGGACAGCUUUGUGGACAAGCUCUUGGAGCUGAUGCCCCGACUCUCGUCCUGUAAACCGGUGGAGACGGUGAAGAUCCUCCAGACGACUCUGAGACAGAGCGGCCUGCUGCAGCUCAGGCUGCCCGAACAGAUUCAUCGGGCGACGGCCACCAUCAUAGAGCCGACGGGGGAGUCGGACAACCCGCUGAAGUUCACCACGGGUCUGGUGGUGGCGCUGGACAUUGAUGCCACGCUGGAGCACGUCCAGGAUCCCCAGAACAUCGUGAAAGUACAGGUUCUGUACCCAGACGGCCAGAGUCACAUGAUCCAUCCUAAACCUGGAGACUUUAGAAAGCCUGGACCCAACAGACACAGACUCAUCACACAGGUUUACCUCUCACACACCGCGUGGACAGAGCCGUCUCAGAUUGAGGUGCGCCUCCUGCUGGCCUACAGCUCCUCCUCAACCUCCCUCUCCUCCGCUUCGCCGGCCUCCAAGCUGGGCUGGAGCGACAGCAUCGACAGCCUCCCCCAGCCAGAGGCCGCCGUGGAGGGAACCAUUCCGUUCAGCAAGCCCGUCAAAGUCUACAUCAUGCCCAAACCCGCCCGCCGCUGACCAAAACCACACAGAUGAGGCUUUGACUCGUUUCAGCUCUCGCCCGCGACAGUUUCUUGGCCACGCAUUCAUUUUUAGAUUUAGGCCAAGCGUGAGAAUAAUUUAUGGUUAAGUAGAAGGAGGCACGAGAGUGUGUCUUACUCGUGUUGAUUGUAUGGGGAAUAUUUUUGUACUUCACAAUUAGUUUCUGAUAAAGACAAACCCAUGUGAUGGACUUAUUUUCUAAUUUUAUUUUGUGCAGCAAACAAGCAGAAAUACUGAAUUUACAAAAAAUUUGAAAACUGAAAUUUAUUAAAGUGGCUUUAACAUUCCACACAAUUGGCCUGUGAAAUCAAAUGGCCUUGCAUUUUCAAUUUGAUCCAAAAGAAGCAUUUUUAUUUUAUAAUAAAAGAAUCUUGUAUUAGUCCCGCAGUGGGGAAAUGUAUGGGAUUACAGCAGCAUAUCAUGUUCAAUACUUGAAUUGGACAUGAAGAUGUUUCCAGCUAAACUCUAAAUCAGUGUUCUAGUCACGCUGAGAGAAGCAGCUAGAAGGGGCCAGCCAGCUGCACCUGUCCUCCGUCCCUUGUAAGGCCCCCUCGGUUGGUGCAGCCAGGCAAAAGGGUGACCUCAUCAACAGGUGGAGUGGAAGACCCCCCCCACCUUGGCGCCCUGGCCAGCCAGUUUGUUGUAUUCGGCAACGGCCUUCUCCGUCUGCAGGACUCUGACGUCGACGCCUUUCUGCGUCACAAAGUCCAGCGUGGCGGAGGGAACCUGAGGGACGAGACGGCCGCACAAACGGAUCAUGACAGAACACACACACUCCUGUUUCUAUCUGGCCGUCUUCUCGGUACUUGAGCUGUACGCACGGAAACGCUUACGGGGGGCUCUGAGUGCUUCCAAACCUAAACUCCAUACUGUGCCUCAUGGUGGAAAGUAACUGAGCACUUUUACCCAAGUACCGUACCAAAGUACAAUUCUGAUGUACUUUACUCGAAUAUUUCUACAUCACAUAAUCUCAGUUAAAUAUUGCACUUUUUUUACUUCAAUACAUUAAUUUGAAGAUUGUUGUUACUAAUUACUUUGAAGAUCCAUAUUAUUAAUACAAAAUAUAAAACAAAUAAAUAAUGAGUAAGUAAGUAGUUGAGAUAAGCACCUCAACAAUAAGAAAUAAUCUCCACCGUUUCCAGUUUCCGUUUCCAGUUUCAACAUUAAAGUGAUGGCACAUUAAUGCAUCAUUAAUUCAAAUCCAAUAAAGUAAUAUAAAUUAUUCCAAAAUGAGA